AUGGGUUGUGGAUUGAAGAAGGAAAAGAAGGAAAGCAAUACUGAGAUUGCUUCCUUGAAACCCCUGAUUAAAUUCAAGAUCAUAUUUUCGAAUAUCAAGAUCAAGAAUAUUCCUCUUAAAAAAGCUAAGAAUGUUUCUAAACUUAAAUUUCGUAUCAAUAAUCCUAACCCGCAUUGGAGAUAAACGUUUAGGUCGUUUCAUGAAAGUGAUUUGGAAACCUUGAAGUCAGAAAUCUUCAAAAUUAGUGUCUUCUGCGCUGAAAAAAAUAGAUGUUUUGCUUAUGUUGUUUAAAAUAUGUGGGAAGUUGCAAACGGUCCCAUUCAUUAUGAUUUGUUUCUCGAAUCCACUCAGGCCAACUCCUCCAGAAUCACUUUUGAUUUGAGAAUGGUGCAAAUGACAACCCUCAAAAUCCAAAGCAAACAAGUCAUGUGCGAACUCAAAGACCAAUUGAUGGAACAAGCCUACAAUUUUCAACUCAAAGUCAGAUCUCAUCAAGUGGAUUACUACAGCGACUUCUCUCCCAACUACCUCAAUCACUACCUGUACCGUUAAUCCUCAAUCAAACAAUACGGAUACAUCGACUCCAAAGAGAAGCUGAGGAGUGAAUCCGACGAGUUCCAAUUGGUCAGAGACAUCUUCGACUCCUCGUAAGAUGAAAACAUCCAGGCCGAUCUCAAGAGUUGCUACUUGAAGAAGAAUGGACUCAAGAACGAGCAAGAUUUGAUCCUCAAAAAAUCCAAAUCCAACAACCAACUCAGCACGAUGAUCCAUCUCUCGACCAAUUAAUCCCAAACCAUCAAAUCUUUGAAUUCCAGAAGACCCUACUCAACUAUGGAUUUGAUCACCAAGAAGGAUUUGCUCUGGGAAUUCAAAGUACAAGAAAACAAUCCCAUCAUAUCCUUUGAUAUUUAUGUUGAUGAAUUUUCCAGCUCCUCCUUUGAAUUCAUCCUCUGGGGAAGUUCAAAACCAAACGAAAAAUCAGAUAAUGUAAGUGUAAGGAAAAUUGGAAAUUCCAUCAUAUCCCUUAACAAAUUUUUCAGUUAAAAUGUUAACGUCUUGGCUGAAUUGGACAGAAUAUCCCUCCAAGAAGUGAGAUUCACUGAUAAAUUGUGGAUCCAUGGCUAAUGUGUUGGGAGAGUCAAAGCAGAAUUCAUCAUAACCAAGGAUACCUUCAUUAGACAGAUGUUAGGAGGAUUUCGAACAGAAGAAGGCAUUCAUAGAUCUUCCUUGCUCUACAUCAAAAAGGAUAAAUAUUCAGGACCCUAGAGUCCAAACAUCUAUCAAAUCAUACAAAUUAAUAACGAAAUAGAUGAGUUGGCUGGGAAGUUGAAUCAGAAGAGUCUUCAACACAGGGAGAGAGUCAAGAUCAAUAAGGCUAUUAAUCAGAUUAUUGAAAAGUUGAGUUCCUUAAUUAAAAACCAGGAAUUAUACGAGAAUCUUGAGGAAAUGAUAGCUGCUCAAUUGGUCUUUGUGGAUGUAACAAAGAAUCUAUUGGAAAGUGCUGAUUUAAUUGACGAAGACUUGAGAGAUCAAUAUUAUGAUGUGCUUAUCACUUUACUGAAUAGAGACGAGUUCUUCAUCAGCUACUUGGGUUUCGAUAAGGACCUAAAGGAAACUUACCUCUUGAGGAACGAUCAAAAUUACGUAUCUAAGAACAAGAAACUUAUAUAGCAACUAAAUUAGAAAAUUAGAAUAGGAUUGCAUUAUUAGAAUUUCUUACAUCAGACUUUUGAGAAGGUGGCAUAGAAACUCAAUUAAUAAGGCUAAAACGAUAAAGAAGAAUUGUUUGUGAACACAUUUUUGGUCAUUGCCUUUUUCAGGAUCCCUUAGUUCUAGAACUUAGUUAUUGACAUCUUAAAGGAGGAUCAACGUUCUUUGAACGAGGAAUUCGAGAAAGACUUUGGAAUAUAUUGUUUUGAUAACACUUUUUCAGCUGAAUGGGAUAAGAACUUUUACGAUUACCUGCAAAGUGAUCCUCGGCAUCAGGAACACAAGAAGCAGUUAUAAGGUAUACUUAAUUCUAUUGAUUGGAAGAACAUCAUACUCACAAGUAGAGUGUUUUUGAAGUGGUUUUAAUUAAUGCUGAACCAUUACAAGAAAGCAAAACAUCCCUAUGAUAUGAGUUUAACAUGGUCAGGCUUUCCUGGCUAUCUGAUUUUGAUUAAAUACUUACUGUUGGAGAUCAAAUACUCAAAUGAGUAUCCAUAUCCAGAGACUAUUAAACAUGCUUCAUUGUGUAUUUUGGAGAAUGAGAACAUGCUCAAUUAUUUGGUCAUAGUGAUAUUUCACAAAACCAAAUUGUAUGAUGGAAUAGCAGUGUUCUACACUCUGGAUAUGAUCAACGAUUGGUUCCACAUAAUCAAGAAAUAAAAUAAGAAGAUUCCCACUGAUUUCAACUAUCAAUUCCUGAUGAAGGGUCUGUUCAUGAUUUUUGAUGGCCAACAUGCCUCCUCAAUCAGUAAGGCACUCCAAUUGAUAUUCAAUAUAUUUCCUUAGAUGCCCAUUGAAAUCUAGAAGGAAAUCAGCGAUCACAUAUUUGAUAAUUGUUUUUUCAAGUUUUUCAUGUUUUGGAGCAAACUAGUUCGAUUUGUGUUUCAACACUUCUUGAUAUACAGGAUACAGCAUCGUCUUCGUAAUUACAGACAGGAGAGCAUAAGAGACAUCUACAAAGAAUUCGAGUGUAUAAAGUUGCAGAAGUAGAAGUACACGGUUGAGGAGAAGGCAAAGUUGUUGAAUCAUCUCAUUUACAUCAGAUACUCUCAAAUGAUUGAGUUGGUGUUGAAGAUCAAGAGGAAGAUUGCAUAGCAUAAUCUACAACAGGAGAGCCAAUUUCAAUUGCAGUUGGAGGCUAAAUCGUUGAAACUAAAGUUGAUGAAGAAGAAGUAGCAAUAAAAGAAAUAUCAAUAGUAGUAAUUCAAGAGGAUGGAAUCUCCAAGACAUGAUUAGAUCGACAUCUCAUUUGAAAAGCAGCAGAGAUCUAAUAUUAGUUUGACAUUCAGUUUGAAUGACCCCUUCUACAGUUCUGACAUCAGGGAGGACGAGAAGUCGAUUGAUUAGUCUCAUGACAAUGCGAAGGAGAACAAUGUGUCUAAUUAUGAUUAAAAUGAAAUCUUCCUGUUUGAUAGGAGCAUCAGUUCGAUAAUCAAUUUGAAUGAUUUGUUGGCUGAUAUUGAUCAAGACAAGAAGAUUAAUGAAAAGAGGAAGUCGAGACAUUCGAACAGAAACAAUUCGGUUGAGUUGAAUUCAGAGAAGAGUCAGAAGAGUCGGAGAGAUGAUAAUCAAAAUCCGAAAAAGUUGAAAAUCUAUCAUCGGAUGAGCAAGGAAGAGAACAUCAAGAAAUCUUUCACCAAGGAACUCUUGUCGUACUUGUUUCCAGCCAUACAGGAAUGGCAAGAACAAUAGGCGAAUUAUAAGCGAUGGUUUUUGAAGGCUCAAGCCAUGAUAAAGAAGCAGUAUAAGUAGGAUUAGCAGGAACAAUAAUUGAUGGAUGUUGACCCACCUGAAAUUAACUUGUAUGUACCCAAAGAUGAAACAGAGAAUGAAAAUGUCUAUACAGAGCAUUGA
This is a messenger RNA of Paramecium tetraurelia, 3564 nucleotides long. RefSeq lists its product as uncharacterized. The record is from RefSeq and is a predicted model, not a curated record. The transcript has 4 exons. Lineage: Eukaryota; Ciliophora; Oligohymenophorea; Peniculida; Parameciidae.